Molecule: messenger RNA, 2631 nt
Organism: Camellia sinensis
Lineage: Eukaryota; Viridiplantae; Streptophyta; Magnoliopsida; Ericales; Theaceae
Source: RefSeq, a predicted model, not a curated record
CGUACAAACCACAAUCAUUGCGGGUGUCAAACACGCGCCAUAAGCGCAAUUACCGAACCACUCUCUCCGUACGCGCGCCAGCUCUCGGACUGCAUCGCCUGGGGCGUAGCCGGCGCGGGGUCUAAUCAGCGCCUCAUCGCGUACGGUAGCCUCAGGCCAGUUUCAAGCGCACCCGGCGCACUAUAGCCAACUCCACACUUAUUUUAUUUCCAUUCUUCGAACAAAUGUGCAUAAUAUAUACACAUGAGCUGUGUACCUUAACCGCCUGUUUCUGGUACAUUCUCUGCAACAAGCAACACCCCCCUAAACCCCUUAACAUUCUUUCUUUCUACUCUCCCUCCUCUUUUUCAGAACCCUCACUCUUUCUCUCUCUAAAAUCCCCUCUCCGACGACGGUUCCGGCCUAAUGAGGUUCCGUGAAGGUUGCCAAAGACAUAACAAAUAAAGUCUUAACUAGUCAGAGGUUUCAUGCUAUGUCGCGCCCUGGAGAAGCAACUGUAGAAGAGAAUGUAGAAGAGAAUAUUGAAUUUAGUUGGGGCCACAAGAAGGGAAUUGGUGGGCCAAACAAAGAUGUCCAAUUUUAUGAGUCAUUUAAAUAUGAUGGUGUGGAGUAUUUUCUUUAUGAUUGUGUGUAUAUAUGGGGUGAAAAUAUGCCCAAUCCAUCUAUUGGUAAAGUUAUAAGGAUGUGCGAGACGAGUAGGCACAAAAAAUUUGUGAAGAUUGUAUGGUUCUUUCAACCUAUUGAGAUUCAAUAUUGGUUGCAAGAUGUUGUGCCACUCAAGAAUGAAAUAUUCUUAGCUUCCGGUGAAGGCAAAGGCCUUUUCAAUCUUAAUCCUCCGGAAGCAAUUGUUGGAAAAUGUAAUGUUGUCUGUACAUCAAAGGACAACAGAAAUCCUCAAGCAUCUGAAGAAGAAUUGUUAAUGGCUGAUUACAUUUUCUAUCGUACUUUUGAUGUUGGAAGCUGCACAAUAUCUCACAGCUUUGUGGAUGUAAUAGCUGGAAUUAAUGUGAAGCAUUUUUUUAAUAAGGAAAAAGGUCAAAAGCUCAUUACUAUGGAACAUGGUGCAAAUUUGAAUGAGAAGAGUAGAUGCUCAAGUUCGUUUUUGAAGGUUGAAGGGGUCACUGCUGUGAGGAAUCCAGUGAAAGAUGGAAAGACUGAUAUCGGUGCUAAACCAACAGCAGCCAAAGUGUCUGCAGAAUUAAAGAUCCCAGCAGCAAUGAGGAAUCCAGUGAAAGAUGAAAGGACUGACAUCAGUGCUAAACCAGCAGCCAAAGCAUCUGCAGAAUUAAAGAUCCCAGCUGCUAGUUUGAGUAAACAAUCACGAUUUAGAGAUGAGAAUAUUGUGGCUAGACCUAAAACUUUUAUUGGUAAGGUUGGGGCUGGGGAUGCUCAAGUGGCAGAUAAGGCUGAAAUGCAACAUUCCGACAAUCUGUCAACCACAAAUUUAUCAGAUAUUAGUCCACUGAAAAAGAGGAAGGUUCAAUGUAUUGUUGGUCUUAAAGACGAUCCUGCAAAAUUGUCUGAUACUCUCCCAAGAUUACCUGAUAUUCGAGUGAAAUCUGUAGAUGCUGUAGAUCCUGUCAUCAAGAACUCGGAACUAUCUAAGGGGGUAAAUUUUCAUGAGAAGGCAAGGAAGAUUUCUGAUACGUCAGUUGCUCAACAUGAACAAGAUAAGGGCAUCAAAACUGACAGCCAGAUUUUGGAGGUUACAAGGAAGCCGGGUGAGGAUACAAGUAAAUGGUUCAAGCAACAACCUUGGGAGGAAAGGAUGCAGAGGGCUUAUGAAAAAGGAACUCUCGUCUUUCUAGAAAACCUGGAUCCAUCCUAUACAUCAUCAGAAGUAGAGGAUUUAGUUUGGCAUGCCUUCAAGGCAAAUGUUAAUGCGAAGAUGGUACAGUGCAGCUCUUUUUCCAGCCCACACUAUGGACAAGCUAUUGUUAUAUUCAAAUCGAAGGAUGCAGCAGAACUUGCUCUUACCGAAUUAAACAGGAAAUGCCUAAUGCUCACAAACGGAAGAGCAGUUGUUGGUCGCAAAGGAUCACCAAAGAAGCCUAGUGACCAAACUAGAUUUGUUGGUCACCUCAUCAUUGGCAAAUUCAAAUUCUACAAGCAACGUGAAGAGAUGAAAAAUGCAGUAUCAACAUCACACUAUUCCCAACCCAACACUAUUGAAUAUGAUAUGGCCUUGAAAUGGCGCGUAUUGCAAGCAAAAUCAAAUCUAUGGUGGGAUGCUCUGAAUGAGCAACAGGCAAAGGAGAUAGAAGACCUUAGAAGCCAGCUAAGCAUGAGUCAUGAUGAUUUGUUUUGUGCAGAUGACAUAUGGGGGUAUAGAUUUUAGUUUAGAAAAACUUGAAAGAGAGCACACAACUUACAAGGGUUGUACCCAUUUUUGGAUGGCAUACUUGGGGGUCCUGCCCAUUUUGAGAAAUGUAUAGAUAGUCUAAACUACAAACCUCAGUAGUAAAUGCAGCCAGCUUUUGGUGUAAAAAUCUAUUUCUUGAUGACAUUUUGUCCGCAACUAUCAAUUUUUAUAUUUCCUAUCUGCAACAGCAAACGUGUUUUUGAGCAAAUCUUGUUACGAGUUGAGUGAAAUUGUGUUAUGAAUAGAAACUAAUGUAUUCCAUCUGUUAA